UGUGAAGUUGAAAACUGUGCUUUCUCUCUAUUUUUUUGCUUGUAAAGCUCGUUCUAUUCUCCUCUGAGGAAAAUGGUCUUUGAAAGAGCCUGUACGUAGUGUAGAUGUAAUGCUUGUGUUUGGCUGUGCGCACUAGCUGGCUCGCUGCAUCGCGAAGUAGUAUUUUGGAGUAGAGACUUGUGAAGCACUUCUACUCACUCCUGGCAAGUCGGACUGCCCAGUAUCAUCCUCGAUCAACGCGUGCGGUGCGGGGCAGCAAGCUUGGUUUUGUACUCGCAGUCCACGCUUUCAUUUGCAAAAUGGAAGGUAAUGGCGCGCCCCUCCACGGGCUGCUCUUGCUCCUCGUAGCGCUUUUCUCAAGCGCACCAGUCUGCCUCGGAUCCGGAGUUAGCGGGUCGGUACCGUCGGGCGUUCCGGAGCUCGUUGGGCACUUGAAGCCGUUCGGAUUCCAACGACCAGCCGAGUAUCCCAUCGACGAGGUGAUUGAUCCGUACUCGCUGACACCUGAACAAUUCUACACACAGUAUGUGGAGGCUGUACGUCCGGUAGUGUUCCGUGGCGCAGCCAAGCACUUCAAAGCCUAUAGCGAAUGGACCAAGCCUCGCCUGAUGUCGCAGUACGGCAAGCUUGAACUAAGAAUCGAGCCGCGCAAGGACGGCUCAGCCAAGCACCCGGUGGGCGCGCUGGGGUUCGGCCGCGACACCAUGGAGAACUUUGUGCGUGGCCUGGAGACGUCGGAUAACUACGUGGUAUCGGAGCUGCCCUCGCCCAUGUACGGCGAUGUGGAGCUGCUACCGUGCAUGUCGUGCGGUCGGCUGCUGCGUAAGGUAAGCGAGGUCAACCUGUGGAUGAGUGGUGGGGGGACACGCAGUCGCCUGCACCGCGACGCCUUCAACGCCAUCAACUGCCAGAUCAACGGCACCAAGGACUGGAUCAUGAUCCCGGCCAAUCAAACCGACAACGUGUACUUCAAGGCAUCCAGCGACUGGGAGCUGGGUGGGCUGUCGCCGGUGAACACCGACUCCAUCGACCUGAAGAAGUACCCCAGAAUCCGGGACGUGCCCUGGGGCAUCACCACAGUAGAGGCUGGGGACUGCAUCUACGUUCCGGGAGGUCACUAUCAUCAAGUCAGGUCUUACGGCUUGGUUAACGUUGCCGUGUCCGUGCUCUUCUCCCGCCUGGAGUCCCCGCACGCUCUCGGCUUUGACCCGGCCGAAUGCCGCGGUUUGGAGCCGAGGUUUGUGCCGCUGAGCGAAACGCCGGAGAUCCUGUGGGCGUACCCGGGUCAUGGAAUGAUGACGAUGGGAUGCAUUGAUGAUAACGCAAUGGUAUCCAUGAUCUUCUCCAUGAGUGAUGGUAAACCGGUGUCAAAGAAGCAGUUCUUCGCACAAGAGAACACCCCCUUUGAUCAAGGAGAUGGAGGGAAGGCAGUGAAAAAGAUCUGGAAGCUGCUUGACACGGAUCAAGACGGCCUCAUCUCGCGCUCCGACAUCGGUAACAUUUCACGCGACGACUGGCGCGAGAUGUCUCACAUCAUGGAGCCUGACGUGGUCUUCUCGAACUCCUACGAUUACGAGUAUGCCGUGCUGGAUUACACCAUGGUCAGAACUGUCCUGAGUCGUGCAUUGCAAAAGCAAGGCAAGAUGAGCAGAGAGGACUUCACCAGUGUAUACACAGAGGUGAUCCGUGGAAGUGACUACUAUGCCAACAAGCUGUUUGACCAGCUGGACAAGGCCAAGAAGGGUGCCAUUACCUGGAAGAAGGUGAAGAAGGGACUGCUAGAGGAAGUUCUGGAGCCUUUCCUGAUGUCCGAGGAAGAAGACGGUGGAAAUCACUUUGCCGACGGAGAUGGCGACGACGUAGCGGGGGAGGAGGAAGCCCUGGAUGGAGCGGAUCUGAUGCGGAGCGUGAUGGGCCGCGAUGAAGGUGACAUUGAGGGCGACGAGAGUUUGAGCGAUUCUGAGCGGGAAAUGGCGCUGGAAGAGUACCAGGAGCGUGCCUCACACGUCAGCGACAUCCUGGGCUUGGACCAGGAUAGUGAGGCCGACACCGACAGUGACAAUGAAGGCGGCGAAGAGGAAGAAGAGGACGGUGACGACGAAGAUGACCCAGAGAAUGCCCGACUACAGGAGCUGUAUCGAACUCACAUGGAGAAGGUGGAGCGUGAAAGCCACGAACAAGACCGCCUUCCUGAGGCCACCGAGGAGCUCGAGGAAAUUAUGCCUGCUCAGGGUGAUGCUGCAGAAACGUCUCGCAAAGCAAAGACUGAGCUUUGAAGAAUCAGUUUCCCACCAUUUGCGAUUCGUUCUAAGCGCGCUACUGAUCGAUAUUAUGCUGUGGUGAGGUCCUAGUAGAGUAUUAAUGUCCAUUCCAUUCAUGUCGACCUAGUCCUCAAGAUUUCAGCACACAUCAUGUACUGAGUAGUUCCACUCCAUGUCACAAGAGUUCUCCGGAGACUCAGUCGACAAACAUGCAUACCAGUACAUGCCCCUCAUUCUCUCAGACAUACCAGCUACAAUUCCAGUGGCAUCGAGUGCGGACACCUGCCUGAUUCCACAGUGUUCCUCUGCGCAAUCUAUACCGAUUUCUAUCGAAACACUUAUGAAUAUCGGAAGAUUUGUAUUUGAUUUCAGAUUCUAUUACGAAAAAAUCUCUAUGGCCACUGAGCUGAAUAUUCACGUUAUCUGCAGAUAAGCAGAACCCGCAAGAUUUAUAUGAUAUUGUGCCCCUGUGUUAGGCUCAUAUUUCUGUCCCACCGUGUGGUGAUGUCAAUCUCCGGUGCGUCAGUUAUAUUUCCACUGUGUGAGGUUUGAACAGUGAACACACAAGCGUCGGCACAAUGCUGGUUUGCUUUUCACACUGUGUUUGUGUCUGAGUAGCAGCCAUCAUGCCAGUGAUUUAUCCCAGUUUUUUUUAGCUAAACUACUUUGCUUGUAUUCCAAAAGAUAUUUCUUACAAAAAGCCUGUAAAACUGACUUGUAUGUACACUGA
Molecule: messenger RNA, 2991 nt
Organism: Sycon ciliatum
Lineage: Eukaryota; Metazoa; Porifera; Calcarea; Leucosolenida; Sycettidae
Exons: 8
Coding region: 300-2276 (658 amino acids)
Molecular function (GO): 2-oxoglutarate-dependent dioxygenase activity; calcium ion binding
Source: RefSeq, a predicted model, not a curated record